AUGUUUAAUUUCAGAUUCCUAUUUAAUGCAGCAAAUAUACAUAAAAUCAAGCAUUCGGUACAAUACAUUCGUUCUAAACAUGGACAACCUAUUGAAACUUCCACCAAGUUAAAGGGCCAGGACCUCUUAACCCUACAAAACUACACACCUGAAGAAAUCAAAUAUUUGCUUUGGGUAGCAUCAGAUUUGAAAAACAGAAUCAAACACAAAAAAGAGUAUUUACCUUUAUUACAAGGAAAAUCUUUAGCCAUGAUUUUUGAGAAAAGAAGCACAAGAACUAGAUUAUCUACAGAGACAGGAUUUGCACUUCUUGGAGGACAUCCAUGUUUCCUUACGUUACACGAUAUACAUCUGGGUGUCAAUGAAAGCAUCUCUGACACAGCACGGGUAUUAUCAACCAUGACAGAUGCAAUCCUGGCCAGAGUAUAUAAACAUUGUGACCUAAUCACGCUGGCAGAAGAAGCUGUAAUCCCAGUGAUAAAUGGGUUGUCUGAUUUUGAUCAUCCUAUCCAGAUUUUAGCUGAUUAUCUUACACUUCAGGAACAUUAUAGGUCCUUAAAUGGAUUGACCCUCAGUUGGAUAGGUGAUGGAAACAAUGUUCUACACUCUAUUCUGUUGAGUGCUGCUAAAUUUGGGAUGAAUCUUCAUGUUGCUACUCCAAAGGGUUUUGAGCCAAAUCCUACAAUAAUCAAAAUAGCUGAAGAAUAUUCUAUAAAGUACGGCACCAAACUGCUUCUCACAAGUAACCCAUUGGAAGCUGCCAAGGGGGCCAAUGUUUUAAUUACAGACACAUGGAUAAGUAUGGGGCAAGAAGAAGAGAAACAAAAGAGACUGAAGGCUUUCCAAGAUUAUCAAAUAACAAUGGAGACUGCGCAGGAGGCUGCUUCUGAUUGGACUUUCUUACACUGCUUACCCAGAAAGCCAGAAGAAGUUAACGAUGAAGUAUUCUAUUCUCCAAAGUCACUGGUUUUUCAAGAGGCUGAGAAUAGGAAAUGGACUAUUAUGGCUGUCAUGGUUUCCCUGCUGACAGAUUAUUCACCACAGCUGCAAAAGCCUACAUUUUGA
Protobothrops mucrosquamatus (brown spotted pit viper) is the source of this 1065-nucleotide messenger RNA. It is a transcript of the gene OTC, whose product is annotated as ornithine carbamoyltransferase. The record is from RefSeq and is a predicted model, not a curated record. Gene Ontology annotation, biological process: L-citrulline biosynthetic process. Lineage: Eukaryota; Metazoa; Chordata; Lepidosauria; Squamata; Viperidae. Gene Ontology annotation, molecular function: amino acid binding; ornithine carbamoyltransferase activity. The coding region runs from base 1 to 1065 and encodes 354 amino acids. The transcript has 10 exons. Gene Ontology annotation, cellular component: mitochondrion.